GGCCCCCCAACACCGACCGGGCUCUUUCUUUUAUUACUUUUAUUUGUUUGAUUAAUUUUAUUUGUUUGAUUAAUUUUAUUUGAAAACAGGUUUUAAAAUAUAAAAGGAAUAUGAGAUGAUUUCACAUUCGGGCUUUAACCGGUCCAACCCGAAUCCGGUUCGAACCCGGGCUACAAAAAACCCGACUCAGACAGAAUAUAAUGGGCUUUGUUCUGGUCCCUAAUUUUCAUAACCCGAGACCUUACGGGUAAUUUCCGGAUUUAGCAUAAACUCGACCCAGAUCGGACCGAUCCCACCCCUAUUUAUGACUCGUACUUGGUAUGAAUAAUGUUUUGGGAGAGUAAUGAAAAAAAAAUAUUACAACAUGAAAUGUGUACUCUAUACAUUUCGAAAGACUUCUUUAUAAACAACAUUGAUAGUAUGGUCGAUUUGUUCCCCAUUUUCACCGCAAAUCAGUAUCUUCAAACCCUUACGAUUUGUUACUCUCAAUACUGCAACAUAAAGUUGACCAUGUGUAAACACUUGCUUUUUUUAAUAAGAGGCCAACAUGCGACAAAGAUUGACCUUGACUUUUAUUUAUUGUCAUCUCAUAAGAGGUAAUGACAAAAAUUGUCUUCUUGAAACUUGAACGGUAUUCUUGAAUCAGGUAGAGUCAAAUUUAACCUUGGAAUGACAACUUCAUAUCCAGCAUAUUCCCCCCUAGAAUUUUUGCUCCAAUGAUGUGAUUCCCAAAGUCGUGUAACAAUCAACCUCGUUCCAUUGCAUAGCCCCAUAGAAGGAUCAAUAUGUAUAUCUCAGAAGCAUUAUUGGAGUAUCGAGUUUAGGGAUUAACUUGUGGUUCAGAACUCAUGAUGCACAAAUUUUAUUGAGAAAUUUCUGGAGUGUGCAAACCAGCCAAGAAAUCAGCAUUUGAGUCUGACUUGCGGAAGCUAUCAGAACUCAAAUAUGUCUUUGACUCUUUCUUAACAUUCAGAGAUGUCAUGUAUUCAUUAAUUUGAUCCACGACAUCAAGAGUUGGAGCUAAAAUUGCACGUUCUUGCAAGUAUGAUGGGUCAUUAGCAAUAUUAUCAAAGUCCGGAUAGGUGCUUUUCACAAUAGUGGCAAUUACAUCCUCUCCACUCUCUAACAGAAUGCCGCUUGGAUUAUUAACAUCGGCAAAUCCAUCAUUAUCUUUGCAUGCAAUACCAUCCCCUAAAUUGGCAAUCCACUUCGCAAACUCUAUCAAAUCUUCAUAUUUAUGAUCUUCACUUAGUGAUUGCAGCCUCAUGUCCUUCGUCAAACGUAACAAAUGCACUCAUGUCAAAUACAUGAAGAGGUUGUGGCAUUUACUAUGUCUUGUCUAGUACCCUUUGUAAUGACUGGUAAAAUUUGUCUAAAAUCUCCUCCAUAGUGUGUUGUGGUUUCGAAUUGUGUAGAUGAUCCUAUUUAUAAGGGAUAACAAACUCUAGUCUUGGUUUUCUUUGCAUUGAGUAUGUAAUAUCCAGUGAAUAAUAGCCUGAAUCGGCUGGGCGAGGGUGCGAUAUUAACAUCUGGAGUGACCCUUGGCUCCCAAACAAGAGUAAUCCGAGGGUGAUUUCAGCUCCAGUUCUGGGUUUGGAAUCGGCUAAGGUGGAUAGCUUGCGGGUGGAAGAUGGGACCAGGUGGGACGUCGAUCUCCUUCGUGACCUGUUUGAUCAUCGGGAUGUACAGAUUAUCCAGGGGAUUCCAAUCAGUCACAGGGAUGUUCCGGACAGAAUUUGUUGGAGAUGGGAAGAUUCUGGGCGCUUUUCAGUUCGUAGCUGUUAUAGGGCUUUGGUUGGUGACGAGCAGAUGGGUCCUUGGACGGGAUGGUCUGCGAUGUGGGGGUGGAUGCUUCCCCCAAAAAUAAAGAAUUUUUUCUGGCAGUUGUGUUGUGGUUUUCUGCCUACUACAACAAAUCUCAGGAUGAGGAGAGUCAACUGUGAUGAAAAGUGUGGACUGUGUGGAGGGGCCGAGGAAUCGCUGCAGCAUGUGUUCCGUUUGUGCUCAGUUGCUCGUGAAGCUUGGAGGGCAGUGAGGUGGGAGUGGUCUUCUGGUUCGGUUUCCAGCUUUAUGGAGCAGCUGCAAUUGGAAUUUCAAGCCAAAAGUGAAAAGGAUUUGUGCAAAUUGAUCUGGGGUUGUUGGGGUUUGUGGUGUGAGAGGAAUGGCCGGGUUUGGAAUGGAGUUUUGACUGAUGCAAAAUUCCUAUUGUUGAAGUCAAAAAUUUAUGUUGACAGUUGGAUUCAAGCACAGCAACAAGGGAGGAAGCAUGCAGUUCCUGAGCCGAAGGGGGUGAUGCUCUGGAAACGACCAAGACCGGGGUGGGUAAAACUGAAUGUAGAUGCUUCGGUUAAGGAUAAUGGUGUCGGGUUGGGAUGGCUUCUCCGUAAUGAGGAUGGUGUGUUCAUGGCGGGUGUUGCAAAACCUUGGCAGGGGGUGCUGCCUCCAUGGGAAGCUGAACUUAUAGGUAUUCGGGAAGCUCUCAGUUGGACGAAAGAGUAUGGAUGCGAGCGGAUUGAAGUUGAAUCUGAUGCGGCUAAGGCAAUUUCAGAAAUCCGGGAUGGCUCGAGUGUUUCUAUUGCUGGGAUUUUGGCGGAUGAUAUUAGAGAACUUCGGUCUUAUUUUACUGAGAUUUCAUUUUCUCAUGUUAGGCGAUCAGCGAACAGGGCGGCUCACGUUUUGGCGCAAGCAGCUUGUUCUAUGUCUGAUAGCAUUUGUUGGCUUGAUCUUCCUCCUUCAUUUAUUUCACAUGUAUUAAACAAUGAUGCUAUUAAUAAUAGUUAAUUAUAUUUUCUUCAAAAAAAAAAAUAGCCUGAAUCAUUCACCUACCUCAUUUAUUGUUGUUGUAAAAUCAAAGAUGUUUUACAGUUGAAGAAAUUUUAUGCAUUUAAUGUAUUUUAACCA
Molecule: messenger RNA, 2901 nt
Organism: Cuscuta epithymum
Lineage: Eukaryota; Viridiplantae; Streptophyta; Magnoliopsida; Solanales; Convolvulaceae
Source: the annotation of a GenBank genome assembly